This is a messenger RNA of Chelonoidis abingdonii (Abingdon island giant tortoise), 4874 nucleotides long. It is a transcript of the gene VASH1, whose product is annotated as vasohibin 1. Gene Ontology annotation, cellular component: cytoplasm. Lineage: Eukaryota; Metazoa; Chordata; Testudines; Testudinidae. The record is from RefSeq and is a predicted model, not a curated record. Gene Ontology annotation, biological process: regulation of angiogenesis.
AUCAGCAGUCCCGGGACGGCCUCGGACGGGGGCUUUGUUACUCCGCAUGCAGCAGUUGCCGCAGCCCGCUGUCCAGCCGGUUCUCCUCGCCUCGGUAGCCAGGGGUCGCCGGGCCUUUGUCUUCCGUCCCCCGGCCUCUGCAGCCUCCUGCCCGGCAGCCUCACCAAGAGCCACCCCCAGGACUGCGCUUCCUCCGCUUUCCGGCUCCAGCAGCUGGCAGCAGCUUCCUCCUCCCCAGGCAGGGGGGCCGGAGCCUGGCCGGCCCUGGUCGCCGGCCCCUGUUGCAUUGUGACCCUUUCUGAGCUAAGCAGGAGCUUGGACUGAAAGCGGAGAUGGCAUUUGAGGCGCGUAUCCAGAACUGCUCCGGGGCUGGCUUGUUCCUGGAGCGAACAAAGCCUAGGGGGCUGAUUGCCUUAGUCUGUGGCCAUUCGCUUUUGUUUGGGUCUAAUGGUCUUAUUGUCUAAGGGUGGCUGCAUUUCCCCGGUGUCUGGCAGGCAGUGUCUCUAGCAGGUUAAUUUUCCUGCACCGAGACAAAUACUUUGAGGUGGUAUGAGCCUGUCGUCGCUCAGGUGUGUGAUCUGCCCCUUAGCUCUGCUUUGGUGUAGUACUUCAUCGAUCUGCUCCUACUGAUUGUAACGGGCAAUCUCUUGCUAGGUCAGUGGAACCUUUUUUUUUUUUUUUUUUUUCCUCCCUUUUUUUGGGGGAGGGAUGUGUGUGGCCUGAUCUGAAUAUACAGCCCCCUGCAGUCCUUGCUGUUUUAUAACGACCUUUUCAUUGUUCUGCGCCUGUCUGGUUCUGCAUGCUCCAUCGAGGGUGACCUUUUUUUGAAAAAAAGUCUAGUCUAUGGUACAUCUCCAGGCCACUUCGUUUGUUUUAUCGGGGCCCUGCCUUGACUCUUCCUUCUGGUUUGAUGUGAGGAAACAAGCUCCUGUUGGGUAAAAUAUACCUUGAUAUUGCACUAUUCUUAUGUGAAUGGGCCACACCCUUUUUUCCUUAAAGGGCCUCUGCACUAGGCUGCCAUGUGCUGUUCUGUCUCUGGCAGGCUGAGGCGGGUGGUGGGCUUAGGGUUGUAAUCCACCAAUUUCCAAAGUGCAGACUGGGAUGCCAGGGGGGAGAACGGGGGGCAGUGGCGCUGCUGCCACCAAGCGCUUUGAGGUCAGCGAAGAGGCAACUCAGAGAGAAGAGGAGCACGAAGAUGAUGGUGAUGAAGAUCUGCGAGACGGUGGAGUUCCUUUCUUUGUGAACCGAGGAGGGUUACCCAUUGAUGAGCCCACCUGGGAGAGAAUGUGGAGACAUGUGGCCAAGAUCCACCCUGAGGGAGAAACGGUGGCUCAAAGGAUUCGAGGAGCCACAGACCUACCCAAGAUUCCCAUACCAAGUGUGCCUGCGCUCCAGCCGUCCACCUCCAUCCCUGAGCGCCUGGAAGCCAUACAGCGCUACAUCAAGGAGCUUCAGUACAAUCAUACUGGGACGCAGUUCUUUGAAAUUAAGAAGAGCAGACCUCUGACCGGGCUAAUGGACCUGGCCAAAGAAAUGACCAAAGAGGCCCUGCCAAUCAAAUGCCUGGAAGCUGUGAUCCUGGGAAUUUACCUCACCAACAACAUGCCCACACUGGAGCGUUUCCCCAUCAGCUUCAAAACUCACUUCUCAGGGAACUACUUCCGCCACAUUGUGCUGGGGGUGAACUUUGGAGGCCGCUAUGGAGCACUGGGCAUUAGCCGGCGAGAGGAGCUCAUGUACAAGGCGCCCACCUUCCGCACACUGAGUGAGCUGAUCUUCAACUAUGAGGAGGCAUACCACCGCUGCUGGCACAUCCUCAAAAAGGUGAAGCUGGGCCAUUGUGUGUCCCAUGACCCACACAGCGUGGAGCAGAUUGAGUGGAAGCACUCCAUUUUGGAUGUGGAAAAGCUGGGCCGUGAGGACUUUCGCAAGGAGCUCGAGAGACAUGCCCGGGACAUGAGGCUAAAGAUCGGCAAAGGAACAGGGCCACCAUCUCCCACGAAGGAUAGGAAGAAAGAUGUGUCCUCCCCACAGCGGGGCCAGUCCAGUCCGCACCGCCACAACAGCCGUGGGGAGAGGCGGCUGUCUGGUGAGAAGAAGCCUGCCGAAUCCAAAGCCAUGCCAGACCUCAAUGGUUAUCAAAUCCGGGUGUGAAGAGAGGAACACCUUGUGUGCCUGGCUCCAUCGACUCCUCGCUGGCCACACUUGAAACCAGGAUCACCUGUAGCAAGCUCAACGUGGGGAAGGGGAAGUGGGAGUGGAGGGCUGGUCUUCCAAGGUACUUCUAUCAGGCCUAUCCCUGAGCUGUAUCCUGGGGGUCAAUGAGUCACCUCCCUGUCUUGGGAAGAACACUUUUUAAUUCAACAAAACAAGUUUUAUAAGAGAACAGAUCUGCCAGUUGAUGGGAAGGCUCCUACUGUGACAUGGUGAGAGGUGGAAUGAGUGAGGCCAAGCAGAGCUCAGGCUUUGCAUGGAAUCCUUUGGACUGACAAAGACGACAGGUGGGGCAUUUUAUCCACAGUGCCUCUUCCUCUUCUAUGCUGAAGGUCUCAAGCCAGCACAAAGCCCUUAGGCUUGAAGGAGGGGAAGGUAUUGUAAUGGAAAGGCCCCUGCCUCUGGUAAAAGAAGGACUUCUGGUUUUGUAACUUCUGUGUAUUUUGCUACUGUCACUCUUGUUGGGGAGGGAGUGAAAUACAGGAUCACCUUCCCCAUCCCCUGUGCCUGCAGGGAAGAGGAAUAAGCCCUGGAAUAAUUAUUUGCAUCACUAAUGAAAAUGCAACCUGUCAGUGGUGUUGAGAGCCUCAUAUGCAGUGAAUUCACCACGCUAACAUUCCGUUGAGUCUGCAAUGUAUCCCCUUAUGGCUCAUUGACUCUGUAGGGGAUGCGUGUGUCUCCUUUCCUGUGAGGUGCUGUGGAUACUUCCCUUCAUGGCAGGCUGUUCAGGAAAUGCCCAUGCCGCUGUAAUGUGGAAAUGGGCUGCUGGACAGCUCUAUCUGUGGGGAUGGGUGCUUAACCAGUAGGAUGGUUGGAAACUGUCUCCCCCACUUCCUUCUCAGUGGUGGUAACUGGAAGCUGCAGGGAAAGCUUUGGCCACUGAGGUGCAAACUCCAACAGGAAGCAAGUGACUCUGAUGCACAUGAGUAGCCUUCACAAGCAUCUUUCUCUUCAGAAAGGAAAGAACUUCAGUGUUUCCUUGCUGGGUUGUAGCAUUAGUGUCGUCAGGGAGCUCUUCAUUCCCAUCCUGGCCAUUUGCUUAACCCUGGAAUAUUCAAGGCACCACAUCAAAUUCCCACUUUCGCUCUUGUGCUUAUGAAGCUACUAUUGUGACACCUUGCACUUCCCCCUUAGAGUCUGGCUUCAUCUCACCCUGUGAGGAAGGGCUACUUUUCCUGGAUGCUCAGAGCCACAGUGGAAUUUUGGGAACCAGCCUUGAAACAGAAGGGUACAGGCUCCAGUGUAGUGCUCUGCUCCAGGGACCAGUGUGCUGGUGAAUCCUUAAGCAAAAUAAGAUGGUGUUUGUGGUCAUGUUGCUGUGUUCACCCCUACCCUUUGUCAACAUCCACAGCUGGCCAGUGCCUGCUGGAGUGCCUCUAAAAGUGAGGCAUACUACCUCUAGGAACACACAGGGGCACUGCCGCAGCAAAUCCCAUGUGGUAUCCCUGAGGAUGCUUUCAGGAGACAUACUAUUGGGGGUAGGGUGGGGAAAUGUUUCUCAGAUUGAAAUCAGGUGGGAUGCUGCAUUGUUGCUGUAAGGUAAUAGUUCCCAACCCUUUCAUGCACUGGUCUACCACUCCAUGCUCCCUCCUUCCUUUCAUCUGUGGAGGUUUUGGAGCAGCCUAUGCUCAGGCUGGGCAAGAGGGGCAGAAAUAAAUGGGAUGUGCUGCCACAUUGAGUCCAAGCCAGAAGCUCAUGCCCAAGUUAAACCUCUGGUACCAGCCCAAUCAAGAUUGAAAUGUCUGUGUGGAAUCACUGUUCCAGGGUGUCCCAUUUCUCCUAACUGUUCAGUCUGACCCAUUUUGAUUGCAGUGGUCCAUCUGUCCUAGGAGCAGGGAGCAUAGCUGUGUGCCUAUCCUCUUCCUGUUUGUUCUGACAGACAGUGUACUUAACAACAAUAUUUGUUAAUGAGUACCAUUCUCCAGCAAGAAGGGCUGGCCCUUCCACCUGACUAAAGCCUUGGAAGCUCACAAAUUUCCAUUCAAAGGAGAGGCACAGCUAAUCAGUCCACAUGCUGCAUGUCAGAACUGAGGAGCACUGGCAGAUAUGUUUGUGGGGCCCAAAACUUGGCAUACCAGGGGUGCUGCAGCUCAUGGCGGAAUUGAUUCGGAGAGGGAGGUGGGAAGCAAGGGGUGAGUGGGUCAAGCCUGAGGCAUGUUGACAUAGGUAGGGGAUGGCAAAAUGUUUAACAUUUGGUCCUCUUACACUACAAAAAGUGUCUAGACAUUUGUAGUGUAAGAGGACCUUUGGCUGUAUCCAAAUCAUGUUAAACAUUCUGUAUUCUUUCUUGCCUGAGUGUGUGCUGAAGCAUGAUUCGGACUAUAACUGUGGUAGAUAACUGGGCUUUCUGGCAUAACAAUGCUGUCUUUCUCUCCUCUGCCCAUGCUGCUUGCCCUAGUCUGUUUUCCCCCAAGAGUAGUAGCCUGACUGCUAGACCCAAAGAUGGGACCGUGUUGUAGCUUAAGGAUGAAGUUGGUCCUUUCACUGUAUCCCAAACCUCUGUAAGAAAGUGAGUUUAAUGCUAUUAGGAAUGAAUGAUGGCAAUGGGCCUGGAUUAAUCAAUAAUCCUUAAUGGUUCCAGAGCAAAACAUGGAACCAGGUGGAGUCCAGGGCAGAAGGUUUUGUCCAGUACUAGCUUGGAGUCCUUUUAAUAAGGUUUU